Molecule: messenger RNA, 444 nt
Organism: Gregarina niphandrodes
Lineage: Eukaryota; Apicomplexa; Conoidasida; Eugregarinorida; Gregarinidae
Exons: 1
Coding region: 1-444 (147 amino acids)
Source: RefSeq, a predicted model, not a curated record
AUGGCGUCUGCUAUACUUGUUGGUGAUAAUUGGACUGCGAAGUAUAUUCGUAAUUCUGUUCCUGUUAGUCAGCGUUUCCAUUAUGAUAAUCGGGAUCCUAAAAAAGGUAUUGAACAAGUUAUUGAGUUUUUCAAGGCUGGUUCUCCUCCGUGGCUUCCUAUUGAUCGUGGUGAUAAGGAUGAUGCGGGUAAGGAUUCUGGUAAGUUUGCUUCUCAGCAGUCUAUAGGUUAUUUCUAUGUUGAUGGUCCGACUACUGCUAAGGUUACUAUUGAUGUGGAGCUUAAGUUGACUAUUGCUUUGAAGGGUCGUAAGUGUUUGGGUGGUAAAGUGGAUAAUUCUGGGCCUAUUAAUGCUAAUAAUGCUGGUCAGUCUAUUGGUAAUGAAGACUUGGGAGAUAAUUUGGCUACUUCUUUUACUGAUAAGGGUACAGAUAGUGUUGAUUAG